AUGUACCGAAAAAAUGUAUGUGUGGUAAUAUUCAACGAAGAUCUUAACUUUCUCGCCUGCCAGCGAAUUCAUGAGGAUAAGUUCCAAUUUGUACAGGGCGGUGUUGAGGAAGGGGAUGCCGAUAUUAUUCGAGCAGCAUAUCGUGAAGUGCAUGAGGAGGUCGGACUUUUUCCAGAGGAUUUACGACUUAUUGGUGAAAUUAUGCCGCCAAGUGGGGAUCCACACGAGUUUCGUUACAUACUCCAUGAAGGUGCAAAUUUGCGUCAUUUUGGAUACGUGGGCCAACAGCAACGACUUUUUUUAUUUUACACGCCCUCCAGCACUAUUCAAAGGGUCCGUUUAGUGCCACCAAAGGGAAGUGUUGCAAAGCAGGAGUUCUCCCAUGUGGAAUGGCUGCCGAUUGAUGAGAUAAUCGAACGUUGCCCGAAAGAAAAGCAACAUAUUUUUGUUGCGGUAUCGAAGGUGGCGAUCCCCAUGGCUAAGGCAUUUUUGAAAACAAGGUCUUCCAUAUAA
Molecule: messenger RNA, 513 nt
Organism: Trypanosoma brucei brucei TREU927
Lineage: Eukaryota; Euglenozoa; Kinetoplastea; Trypanosomatida; Trypanosomatidae
Product: NUDIX hydrolase, conserved
Exons: 1
Coding region: 1-513 (170 amino acids)
Biological process (GO): deadenylation-dependent decapping of nuclear-transcribed mRNA
Cellular component (GO): cytoplasm
Source: RefSeq, a predicted model, not a curated record